GGCAAGUUGGGAUGUUAAACUCAAAUAAUACAAUAAAAAAUAAUAUUUAUAAUAUUUCACAUAAUGGGAAUUUCUAAGAAAGAAGCUUAUGAAGUCUUAGGACUUUCUUCAGGAGGCAAUGUUAUCUUUAUUUCAACAAGCUUUUUUGGUGAUAAUGGUUACGAAAUGGAUGAUAGUGUUGAAGAUACUUGGGAUGAUGAUUCAUCAGUUGAAAGUGAAAUUGAAGCAGUCUCCCAUGAUUUAGGCCAUGCAAUUAGACUAGAAAAUAACGAAAAAAUAACAGCAACCAUGAUGAAAACUCAUGUUAAGGAUGCUUAUAAAAUUGCCGAAGAUUUAAUAGCGGAAGAAGAAAAAGAUAGGAGAAAAGCUGAGAAAAGACGAGCAAAAAAAAGGUACAGAGAAUGUAAAGUGUCAAUAACAUUCUUUUAUUACUUUCUUUUUUGUAUAUUGCUCCAGCGACGAAACGCAAAGAAGAAAUUAGAAAAAGAAUUAGCUCAAAAAUCUGAAACUAAUAAUCAAUACGGUGAAGAUAUAAAAAAUAAAGAUGAUAAAAGGAAUUAUGAAUCUUCAUCUUCAGAAAAUGAAGAAGAGGACUUAGAUCCCAACAGUGCUUUUGUUGCUAUAGCAGCAAGUAAAAAUAGAAAAGCAAAUAAUUCAACACAGAAUAAAAUCAAAAAUAAAGAGCGGCCAAAGCCCCAAACAGGUGUUGAUGAAGAAAAACAAAACGUAACUGAAAUUGACCCUGUUGUUCUUCAGAGUAGACAGCUAGCGAUUAGGGGAAAUGAAAUGGCGAGUUUAGGACGGUAUCAAGAAGCAAUACAAUUAUUUACUAAAGCAACGAAACUAGACCCCAGGGAUUAUAGGUUCUUUGGGAAUCGAUCUUAUUGUUUCGACAGAUUAGGAGAUUAUAAAAAGGCGUUAAGCGAUGCCGAAGUUGCCAUAUCAUUAUCACCUCAGUGGCCAAAAGGUUAUUUCAGGAAAGGUCGAGCUUUAAGUGGUUUAAAGAAAUACGUAGAGGCUGAAGAAGCGUUCGAGAAAGUUCUCAAGUUAGACAAAGAUUGUAGUGAUGCGGUUGAAGAACUGCAGAAAGUUAGAUCAGUACAAAUAAUAGAAAUGGGGUUUACGGAGGCCCAGGCAGAUUCAGCUAUUUCUCAUUAUGGAACGGUUCAGUCAGCUCUUGAGGCUCUCUUGUCUCAGAGCGGCGGUUGUAUUAAUGCAGCCACGGGUGGAGUAGACCAUGAAUACGAAGAUUUAGUUCUCACCACUUCUAAGCCUGUCACCAAUCAGACGGCUGAUGAGAAAAUGGAUCCAGGAAAUCCAAAUGGUUUUACAUCUUUAUGGGUCGGUAACGUUCAGAAAGAAGUUACGGACAAGAUGUUGCUUAGUUUCUUUUCAAAAUACGGAACAGUGUCAAGUAUACGGAUUCUACCUGAGAGAUAUUGCGCGUUUAUUAACUACCGAGACAAACAAUCAGCUGGAAAGGCCAUGCAGUUUUUACAAGGAAAAGAACUCUGUGGGCAGUAUCUUCUAAUUCGAUUUCCCGAUAAUCCUGUUACUAUGGGACAGCCAGGUGUCACCGUUUUGAAAAAAAGUAGAACAGGGAGCAAGCCAGACACCAAAAGGAAAGUGACGGGACCCGUACAAGAUGGUGAAUGCUAUUUCUGGAGAACAACGGGCUGCGUCUUUGGAAGCCGCUGUAUUCAUAAGCACAUCAAGGAGCACGAGGGAGUUGAUAAAAAACCUUGGCAGGCUUAACAAGGGGCCAUCCACAUAAAGUAAACAUGACCAUAUAUAUAUAUAUAUAUGUAUAGUAAUGUAUAAUUCCAUUAUUAAAAAAAAAUCAAUUAGUUAAAUAAAAAAUUAAUAAGCAAGUGUUUGCUGUUAUAACUAAAACAAAAUAGAGAGAGAGAGAGACUUUGCAAUGUGUAGUUGUAGGUGUGUGGAACAAAUGACAUCUAUUGAUGGAAGAAAAUAAAUUAAAAAAUAAAAUUUCUAUGAUUCCAUUAUAAGUAUAUUUUCAGAAAGAAAACACUCAUUUAUUAAUAAAAAAAAAAUUUAAACGGCUUUGUAAAACAAGUUUUAUAUGCAAACCGCGAAAGUUAUAAUACAUCCUGAUAGAGAUUUGGGUAUGGAACUAGCAAUAUGUUUACCUGUCUGUUUACUAGAGAAACUUGCGUCUCGAACAACAUACGAGGAGGCUGUUAUCUACGUUUCGAUCUUUGAAAUGUAAAUUGACACAUAGAAAUAUGUUGUGAAGGUCUUUACGCAAACAAACGUGCAGUUAUUAGAGUUAGUUUUGUUAUAUUGAGAAUAUGGUGAAUGAUUGGGAAUUGUAGAACGGGAUGAAUAAAGACGUACACUUAAAGCUGCCAAUUAAUUUUAUCGUUAAAAAAGAAGACAUUUCAAGUUCAUGUUGGUUUUUUUUAGCUUAUUAAGAGCUGAGGUAAGUGCCGUUCGUCCUAUUAACGUUUCUUAGAAACGGGAAGUUCCUUAAAGACCAAUAUACCCCCCCAACCCCAGAAAUCGUUUUAUCCCCAGCCCCCUUUUUUUUUUUUGUCUUUCUGUCUCAUCCCAUGGGAUUUCUGGAUGGGGCCCAGAGAGCCUCAAAAUAACUUGACUUUGAAAUAAUUUGUGGAUCACUGUGAUUGAAUGCAUCCAUCAUGAUAAUAAUUGCUCAAGUAUAAUUUUUUGCUUUUAUAUUGUUUAAUCACCUGUCUUUGACUCGAUUAUUGUUGUUGUUUGAUCUACACAAAAGUACGGAUUAUAACUUGUAGUAGAAAAUAAGUAGGAUGACGUAUUAUUAUUAUUUGUUAAAAUCUCCUCUGAUCGGUUAGGAUGCCUCGCAUUAAAACGUGUAAAGAUGCCAGAACCUAAGUUAUUAUUUUUAUGUUACUCCUUCGAGUUACUUUAUAAAGAUGUGUACAAAAUAAAAAGGAAAAAUUUAGUAUAAUGUACAAUAGAAGCUUGAUGUAUUUUUUUUCGAUGACAAGCCAGGCAUUAUAAAUUACAAUAGUAAGAUCCAUCCGGGUAACUAGAAUGUUCAGAAAAUUGUAUAUGCACAAUUAUAAGUACUGCCAUAGUUUUAUUAAGUUGUUUUUAAUGUAAUAUGUUUGCUUUUUUAGUGAGUAUCUGUGAUUUAAUUUGUGUUCUAUUAUGUCAGGUGAUUAAAUUGAUCUGUAAUAAUUUUAUGUACAUGUUCUGUAAAAAAAAAAUGUCAUUUGAUAGUUUUUAAGUAAACCUCAUGAUGAUAAAAAAAAAAUGGAGAACACAGAUACAUAAACUGUAUUCUCAUGCUCUUCUUUCAAAAUUGUAAAUGUAUUUCAACUAAUAAUGGUUACAUGUUUAAAGACAAUUUAUUGACCUUGUGGUCAGAACGUAGCAUAUGUGGAAUUUAUACUGUAAAGGUCCAAUAAAUCGUGUUGAACAGUAAUACUUACUCUAGUGGUUGUGCGAAGAUGUAUUACCGAUAUUUUAACCUGUUAAAAUGUUUUGGAUAUUUGAGUGACUUGACUAAAACCUAAUGUUUCCUCUAUACUAAAUAAAAUUUAUGUUGCUCCAGUACAAAAUUUAGGCAAUAUGUUUUUUAUUUCAAAUGGUUACUAAAGAAUUUUUUGACACUAUCUUGUUCUGUGUAAUUCAACACGUUUCCCAUUUAAUAUUAUUUUUUUUUGUAGGUGGGCAAGGAGGUUUUUGUAAAAUUUAAUUAUUCCAUUUUUACAGAAGUUAGUGAAUUUAUCUGUGUAAUCUUCACUCUUAUGUCUUCCCUCUUCAUAAGAUGUAUUUGAUUAUGAAGACUAAAGAUCGAUAAAACAAACCAAUAUGCUUAAAACUGUUUAUGGUAAUCUUGGAAUUUCAAGUGUUGUAAAAUAAUAGAAGUUUAUUGCAUGUAUUUUGUAUUCAUAAUACUUAGAUUAACGAAGAGACAGACACAAAGUGUUGUUUAUUUGAAGCAUUAUGGGAAAUAUCUUUAAGAUACUAUCUUGUUUUUGAACACUUUCUUAUGGAAACACCAUCUUUGUUAAACAUCAGGACCUAGAGUCAGGGACCGUCAGUUAAUUAAAUACAUCAGUUACUUAAGCAUUGGAGGUUUUCAUACUUAUUUACAGCAAGAACGUGUAAUUUUUUACGGAAAUGGUAAAAACUUGGUUAUGUACACUUAUGUAGUUGUGAAGUGUUAGGUGUUGCCAAUCCAGCCCCAAACACUGUAGUGAUGCUAAUGUAGUGGACUGACAAUGGUAAAUAAUUUCAAAAUAUUUAGCAUUUCAUUCAGUUUUCUUUGUUAUAAAAAUAUUCUUAUAAUUUUGAACUGU
Molecule: messenger RNA, 4310 nt
Organism: Limulus polyphemus (Atlantic horseshoe crab)
Lineage: Eukaryota; Metazoa; Arthropoda; Merostomata; Xiphosura; Limulidae
Exons: 19
Coding region: 64-1755 (563 amino acids)
Molecular function (GO): RNA binding; protein binding; metal ion binding
Source: RefSeq, a predicted model, not a curated record